This is a messenger RNA of Callithrix jacchus (white-tufted-ear marmoset), 11263 nucleotides long. It is a transcript of the gene FAM133B, whose product is annotated as family with sequence similarity 133 member B. NCBI's taxonomy places the organism in Eukaryota, Metazoa, Chordata, Mammalia, Primates, Cebidae. The record is from RefSeq and is a predicted model, not a curated record.
CGGCCGUCAGGUCCGUGCAGUGCCGCUCUCUGGGCGGAGUGGGGAGGUGGCAGGAGGACGUGCGGCGGGCCCACUUCGGCCGUCUCUCCGGCCCGGUUUCCCUCGGCGUGCGACUGUGCGCUCGGCCCAGCACCAUGGGGAAGCGGGACAAUCGGGUGGCCUAUAUGAACCCAAUAGCAAUGGCAAGAUCAAGGGGUCCAAUCCAGUCUUCAGGGCCAACAAUACAGGAUUAUCUGAACCGACCAAGGCCUACCUGGGAAGAAGUAAAAGAGCAACUAGAAAAGAAAAAGAAAGGCUCCAAGGCUUUGGCUGAAUUUGAAGAAAAAAUGAAUGAGAACUGGAAGAAAGAAUUAGAAAAACACAGGGAGAAAUUGUUAAGUGGAAGUGAGAGCUCAUCCAAAAAAAGACAGAGAAAGAAAAAAGAAAAGAAGAAAUCUGGUAGGUAUUCAUCUUCUUCUUCAUCAAGCUCUGAUUCUUCCAGCAGUUCUUCUGAUUCUGAAGAUGAGGAUAAAAAACAAGGAAAACGGAGAAAGAAAAAGAAGAAUCGUUCACAUAAAUCUUCUGAAAGCUCCUUGUCAGAAACUGAAUCAGACAGUAAGGAUAGUUUAAAAAAGAAAAAGAAGUCAAAAGAUGCAACUGAGAAAGAAAAGGACAUUAAAGGACUCGGCAAAAAGAGAAAGAUGUAUUCUGAAGAUAAACCUUUAUCAUCUGAGUCCUUGUCAGAAUCAGAGUAUAUUGAGGAGGUACGAGCCAAAAAGAAGAAAAGCAGUGAAGAACGAGAAAAAGCAACAGCAAGAAAAAACAAAAAAGAAAAAGAAGCAUAAGAAACACAGUAAGAAGAAGAAAAAGAAGGCUGCUAGUUCAAGUCCUGACUCACCAUGACAUUAAGAAAAAUCAGGAUUCUCUUAUAAAGAAAGUGCAAUGUCUGAGGAAAUUUCAACUGUGAAACCUACAACAUAUUUACUAAAAUGCAUGAAUUUUCUUGUUUUUAGAAUUAUUCCUGGACUGUUCAGUAGCCACUCAGAUGCCACUGUGUGAAAGGGCCAUAAGUGUUGCCUGCUGCUUGAACAUCUAUUUCUUUCAGUGCUUGAUAACUCUGGGAGAUAAUACACUGCAGUUGUACUAGUGGUUAAGAUAUUUGGGAAUAAAAUUAAUACUCUGGACUAGAAGUGUCUAAGGAUAAAGCAACAGAAAUUGAAUCUGGAUACACCUUUAAGAUGUAAUCAGAAAUGACCAGAUGACUCUAGUUAAAAUUUUUGAAGGAGGGAUUGCAUUAAUAUUUCAGAACCCUUACUCUGUAGAUAAGUGUAUUUUAAUUUUUUUCCCCUCGUAUACUUUUAUUUACCUGGGGAAGGAGCUUUUAGGGUUGAGGGGGGUGGUUUGCUAUCUCUUUAACUAGCAGAAUAGUGUGCCUUUGAUCUUCACACAUCUUGUAUUGUGGACACAGUAGCCAUGCUUCACUGGGAGGUCAGAGCUGGCUACCAGCAGUCUUGCCCUUUACUGAGCUUAAUGUCAUCCUUGGAUGCUGUCAUAUGCUGCUUUGAGUGAACCAGAGAAACAGCCAUUUGCAGCAUGAGAAAGCCCCAAAAGCUCUGGGAUUUACCUCCACUUCAAUAAUAUGAAUAUUUUUUAACAUUAGAAUGUGUUAUGUCAUUUGAAUUAAUUUUGAUUAUACUUUGGCUUGGGAGAGGAAUUAUUUUAAAUAGACACUGGUACUUUUUGAACUUGAUAGCUAAAGAUUCUAAAAUGCAUGUUUUAUAAUAAGUUUUAACCAGUCAGGAAAAUUUUAUGUAACCAGUGAUAGUUUAUUUUUUGUAUGAAUUUUGUUUAGGCUGCAAUAUUUAGCUUUUGUUAACUCCUCACUCUUGCUGUCUUAAGUUCGUUACUAUGUUUAACGGCCUGCUUGCCAAGAUAUUUAGCAUGUAAAAGGCAGGGUUUUGAUUUAAAAAAAAAAAAAAAGCUUCAUAUUGAAGCUGAGACUUACCUUACCAUAAACAAGUUGAGUGGCAAGCCUGGUAUGCUGUGUCUUAUUGCCAGAAUCUUAGUAAAUGUAAUGUUUUAAAAGUUUUUUGUCUUUGUAUAUUAAUAACAAGUUAUGACAAGUUGAAUUUAAAUAAGAGUUACAUUAUUGCUCUUCCUGUGUUAUAUUUUACUAAGAUUUUGUGCCUCAUAUCUACUUCUGAAUUGUUUACUAGGAAUGUUAAAAGGAAUUGAUAAUUCAUUUUCAUUUUUAUAUAAUCAGGUAACGUGAAAUACAACUUGAUGUACAAUUUUGCCUAUUACAAAGGGUGUGCUAAUUAUAGUGGCAUAUGCACAGAACAUGUUGGCAUGACAACAGGCUGAAUAAAUAGCUAUUUUACUUAAAAAUAGCAGUGUUCUUAGCUCCCUUUGGACUGCAAGUAAACUUACAAGGAUAAGAAACACUCCUAGAUGUUAAGUUGUAGAUAGGUAAGACAUAUCCCUAAAUUUUUAGCUGUAAAAAAAAAAAAUUCUUGGUUUCUUUAAAUUUAAUACUCAAAACUACAUACUGUUUCAUCAUAAAAGAUAUCUGUAUGCUUUUGAAUACUCAGAAAACUUGAGGGACAUUUUACAUCCAGAAGAAAGUUUUCUAGAAUUGUUGUUCAUGAAAAUGCCAGAAGAUAAAUUUAUCAGGUCAUAUGUUCAUCACUUUUGUUAUGACACAGAAGUGUAAGUUUACAGACUAGUCCAGUAUAUGAUGAUUAUAUCCCACUAGAAGCAAUUGUUUAUUUUAUUAGAUUGGGGAAGAAAGUGAUUUGGCAAAAAACUACUCUUUUCAGACUGUUAACUGUCAGGGCAUCACUUUUUUUCUAGUCCUCUGAUGGUAGCCUUAGCAGUCUCCUCACAAGGUAUGGAAAGAAAAGAAUAUUUGACACAGUAAUUCUUUUAUUUUUAUUUAGUUUUUGUUUGUUUUGAUGAUAGGGUCUCACUCUGUUUCCUGGGCUGGAAUGCAAUGAGCGAUUUCAGCUCACUGCACUCCAGCCCACUGCAGCCUCGACCUCCCAGGCUCAAGUGAUCGUCCCAUCUCCAUCUCCCAAGUAGCCAGGACUUCAGUCACAUACCACCACACCUGUCUAAUUUUAUUUAUUUGAGACAGAGUCUCGCUUUUGUUACCCAGGCUGGAGUGCAAUGGCUCAAUCUUGGCUCACCGCAACUUCCGCCUCCUGGGUUCAAGCAAUUCUCCUGCCUCAGCCUCCUGAGUAGCUGGGAUUACAGGCAUGCGCCACCACACCUGGCCAAUUUUUGUGUAUUUAGUAGAGUUUGGGUUUCUCCAUGUUGGUCACGUUGGUCUUGAACUCUUGACCUCAGGUAAUACACCCACCUCGGCCUCAAAGUGCUGGGAUUACAGGCAUGAGCCACCGUACCAAGCCAAUUUUUUUCUAUUUUUUGUGGAGAUGGGGGUUCCACCAUGUUGGCCAGGCUAGUCCCAAACUCCUGGACUCAAGUGAUCCAUGCUUCUCUGCCUCCCAAAGUGCUAGGAUUACAGGUGUGAGCCACCGUGCCCAGCUGACAGAGUAAUAUUAUCAGUUAUGUUUAUUCCAAAGUUGCUACCCUGUGCAAAUUACUAACAUUUCUUCCUCCCUUCCAAACUACCCUUUUUCUUGACAAACUUUACACCAAUUUUGUACAAAUACAAGGUGUGUUACUAGGAUAAUGGUACUGGAAUAACCCAUAAAUUGGUGGGUGUCCAGAUAGAAAAAUGAGCUUUAUACUCAUGCUACCUCUGUAAUUGUUUGGAUUCCUUUGGCUGCCUGUAGUAUAUAUAGAUGUUUUAAAUACCAUUAGAGUGUCCUGAAUUUAUUUUAAUUAGAAUACAGAUUUACAUUCCUUCAGUCAAGAUGUAUUAAAAACUUAAUUGACAGGGUUCACACUUUUUUAAAAAUUGCCACCUUUUAACUUAAAAUCUGUGAAUACUCAUUCUGUUAUUUGCUUAAGAAAAGUUUUGGGAAACUUUAUUUUCCCCCCAACUGUGUUUAAUCAUAGGUCAUUGCAUUCUUGACUUUCUGGGCUCAAGCCAGCAUCCCACUUCAGCCUUCCCAGUAGCUAGAACCUGUGACAGGCAUGCACCACCACACCUGGCUAAUUUUUAAAAUUUUUUGUAGAGAUAGGAUCUCCCUAUGAUGUUGCCCAGGCUGGUCUUGAACUCCUUGGCUCAAGCAAUCCUCCCACUUCAGUUUCCCAAAAUGCUGAGAUUACAAGCAUAAGCCACCAUGCCCAACCUUUACCGUAUUUAAAAUUUUUUUUCUUUAUUUUGCAUGUUCCCCUCCCCCUACCUCUCCCUACCAUAUUUUAAAUUUUGUUUUCAUAUUUUAUUUAAAAGUUAGAAUGUAGUAUCCUAAAUUCUAAAUUAUAUUUUCUAAAUAGAAUUUCUACAAUUCUUUUUUUUUUUUUUUUUUAAUUUUUUAUUGGAUUAUAGGUUUUGGGGUACAUGAGCAGAGCAUGCAAGACAGUUGCGUAGGUACCCACAUGGCAGUGUGCUUUGCUUUUCUUCUCCCCUUCACCCACAUUUGGCAUUUCUCCCCAGGCUAUCCCUCCCCACCUCCCCCUCCCACUGGCCCUCCCCUUUUCCCCCCAAUAGACCCCAGUGUUUAGUACUCCCCUUUCUGUGUCCAUGUGUUCUCAUUUUUCAUCACCCACCUAUGAGUGAGAAUAUGCGGUGUUUCAUUUUCUGUUCUUGUGUCAGUUUGCUGAGGAUGAUGUUUUCCAGAUUCAUCCAUGUCCCGUUUGCGAAUUCAACGCGGGCUCCAAUCCUGGGUUGUUCUCGCAGCGCCAUCUUGAGUCCCAGCCGGCCUCUACAAUUCUUAAUACAUCUUCUUGCCUUACCACAGUGAAGGCCAGCAGACAUAGAUGACAUGUUUGUUCUCUCUGCCAGGAUUUACCAGUCGGUCCAAUCAAAGUUGGAGGGGUAAAAGUGAGUUUUUACAGUUUUUCAUUUUUCUAGAAGCUCCCAGACUGAAGCCUGUUUGGAUAUCCUAAAAGGGUGGUUGGUUAGAGUUGAGAGGAGGUUGUAAUCUUUGAAGGAGCUAUUGAUAGCCUGGGAAAUUAUUUCCACUUAAAGAUUAGGGUUUUUGUAAUCUUACUUAUAAUGUGUUCAAAUAUGUUUUCAACUGUUCUGUUGGUGCUGAAGGAGUAUAAAUGAUAUCAAAUACCGCUUUAAGUGGUGUUUAGCCCCAAAGAAAAGAUAAAUGUUGGAAAUGUUAUAAAUUUUUUAAUCACAUUAGCUGGGUGUCGUGGCUCAUGCCUGCAGUCCCAACUACUUGGGAGGCUGAAGAGGAGGAUGGCUUGAGCCUGGAAAGUCGAGGCGGCAGUGAGCUAUGAUUGUGCCGCUACACUUCAGCCUGGGCAAUGUGAUACAGCAAGACCCUGACUAAAAAAUAAAAAUAGGCUGGGCACUAUGGCUCAGGACUGUAAUCCCAGUACUUAGGUGGGCUGGGGUGAGUAGAUUGAUUGAGCCCAGGGAUUCAAGACCAGCCUGGGCAACAUAGCAAAACCCCAUCUCUACAAAAGAUGCAAAAGAUAAGCCAGGCGUGAUGUCGCUUGCCAUUAAUCCCAUAUGCUGGGGAGGCUGAGGUGGGAGGAUCACUUGAGCCCAGGAGGUGGACAUUGCAUUGAGCUGAGAUGGCGCCACUGCACUGCAUCCUAGGUGAUGCAGAGCAAGACCCUGUCUCAAAAAGAAAAUAGUAAAUUUUUAGAUCACAGAAACCGUAAUGAAAUUAUCAUAUUUGGAGUGGUAGCAACCAUUAUUGCAUACUUUUCUAGUUACUUGAGAAUUUUCUGUGUUUGGUUGCUGGGAUGUUGCCAUGGUCACAUUCCAUGUAGGGAUUGGAGUAGUGAACUGUGGAAGCAGUGAUGAUAGCUCAGGAUGCCCAGGCUUGAAGCUAGGUUACCUGGGAAGUCUGGUGUGUGUUAAAGCCAUACUGGACAUGGACCAAAAGGCUCUGAGGAAACUGGUGGAAUCCAUCAGUGAAACUGUCAAGAGCUGUAAGUACUGGCCAGACUUCAGUGCUGCCUGAACAUCUUGAUUCAUAGAAAUGUUUAAAAAGCAAAAAGAUGAGGAUAUAUUAAAAAGAUACAGGAGCCAACCUGAAAACUCCUAAUGGCCAAACCUGGAACAACUUGAGCAGCAAAGUAACAUAGUAUUGAUAGGCAUCUUAGUCUAUUUGGGCUUCUGAACAAAAUACCAUAGACUGGAUGGUUUAUAAGCAACAGAAGUGUACUUCUCACAGUUCUGGAGGCUGGGAAGCCCAAGGUUAAGACAGAGUCACUGUCUGGUAAGGAAGGGCCUGCUUGCUUUCUGGGUCAUGGACGGCACUUCCUUGCUGUGUCCUCACUGAAAUGGAAGGGACUAGCUAGCUUUCUGGGGCCUCUUACUUUAUAAGAACACGAGGCCUAACUGCCUCCCAAAGGCCACCCUCCUAAUACCAUUACGUUGGGGGAUAAAAUUUCACCAUGAAUUUGGUGGGGGGCAGGGAGGGGCCCAAACAGACGAUAGCAGUGUGUAACUCGUAGUAUAAAAUAAAUACAUGUGACUUAAUACAUAAAUAAAUAAUAAUUAUAAAUAAAUGGAAAAGAGAAAAGUCUUCCUUAUGGGAGAAUUCUAAAUAGUGGUAUAGAUACCACUUUCUAGGAAGUAGAGCUUAUUUCCAUUAUUGAGUGACUAGCUUCAAACGAAUAUUGUGGAAAGAGAAAAACAGUAACUACGGUGGAGAGAGCUGGCAGACUCUAGCUUAACCAAAUGAUAAAGUUUAACAUCCGUAGUGAUAUAUCAUGUUGAGAUCAUGUUUCUCUUUACAUGUGACUAGAGCAGCAGUUUACCUCUGUGGUAUUAUUCCCCAAAACACACAAUCACAGUCUAAUCAUGAGAAAAACAGGCACACAGCCAGAUGUGAUGACAAGCACCUAUAAUCCUAGCUACUGGGGAGGUUAAAGCAGGAGGAUAUUUUGAGCCCAGGAGUUCGAGGCUGCAAUGAGCUCACACCACUGCUCUCCAGCCUGGAAAACAUAGCAAGAUUCCAUCUCUUAAAAAAAAGAAAAUAAUAGAUUUAUAAAACAGGUAAACUUAAAAUGAUGACCAUUUCAUUCUACAAAAUAAAUCCAAAACUGUUAUAUUCAUGAAAAGCAAGGAAAGAUUGAAAACUAUCACAGACAGGUUGGAGGAGGCAUGACAACCUAAUAUGGUAUCCCAGAUUGAAUUCUGGUAUUAAAACAAAGGAUGUUAGUGUAAAAACUGGAAAUCCAUUUAAAAUCUAUAGUUAACCAAUGUAGUGUACCAAUGUUAAUACAUUAGUUUUGACAAAUGUACCAUGGUUAUGUAAAACAUUAGCAUUAGGGAGAAACUAGGUGAAGAGUAUAUAGGAACUCUUCGUAAUAUCUGUGCAUCUCUUAAUCUAAAAUUAUUCCAGACUACAAUGGAUCAGUUUCUAGUAUCUCAACACCAUCCUCAUUAAUGACCCAUGGUGUCCUUUCUUUUUUCUUUUUUAGACAGAGUCUCACUUUGUCACCCAGGCUGGACUGUAGUAGUGGCACAAACACAGCACACUGCACCCUCAACCUCCCUAACUCAAGCCAUUCUUUCACCUCAGCCUCUCUAGUAGCUUGGGCCUGCAGGCAUGUGCCACCACACUUGGCUAGUUUUUGUAUUUUUUGUAGAGAUAGGGUUUCAUUAUAUUGCCCAACUGGUCUCAAAAUCCUGAGCUCAAGCAAUCCGCCCACCUCGUGCCAGGAUUACAUGGUAAGGCCACCAUGCCUGGCUUUACAAUGGUUUCUUGACCACAUGUACAAGGUAUUUAGAUAUAUUGAAAUCUGAGAUACACUGAUAAAAUUCAGGACAGGUUAGCUUAUUACUUGCUGAAGAUUGUAUCUAAAAUAUUUGAUUGCUUUUUUGGAUGACUGUCAACAUUUGACACUCAGAGCAGCUCUUGACUUAUUAUUCCAACCUCCCUUUUCUCAGACUUCCAUUUUCACACCACUAUUGGUGCUAACAUUUCCAUUCAGAUAAUAACUUUCUACCAGAGUUGAGCAGGGUUGCUUUCAGGCAAGCAUUAAUAUGCUAUAUAUAAUGCAUCUAUACCUGAGCUUCCUUUUUCUUCAUAUUCCAAAUAAGAAAAACAUUCCAAGUUUUUGUCCUCAAAGCAGCUGCAUUUGUUUUAUGACCUAGCCUUGAAAAUCACUGAGCCUCAUUUUCACUGUACUCUAUUGAUUAAAACAGUUACAAAAAUCCCCCUAGUUUUAAAAGGAGAACACAUAGACCCCUAUCUCUCUAAGAAAGGAGUAUCAAAGUCACAUUGCAGGAAGAGCAUGUUCAAUGGGAUACAUUGAUAUGAUCAUCUUUAGGAAAAUGCAAACAGCCUCAUCAGAAUUCACCAUUAAUUAGGUAGUUUCAAGAAUCUACUGCCAGGUGACCAGGCAUGGUGGCUCAUGCCUGUAAUCCUAGCACUUUGGGAGGCUGAGGUGGGUGGAUCACUUUAGGUCAGGAGCUCAAGACCAACCUGGACAACAUGGUGAAGCCUCAUCUCGACUAAAAAUAUAAAAAUUAGCCAGGUAUGGUGGCAGGCACCUGUAAUCCCAGCUACUCAGGAGGCUGAGAUAGGAGAAUCACUUGAAUUCGGGAGGCAGAGGUUGCAGUGAGCUGAGAUCAUGCCCCUGCUCUCCAGCCUGGGUGACAGAGCGAGACUCCACCUCAAAAAAAAAAAAAAAAUCUACUUCCAGGCCGGGCACAGUGGCUCGCACCUGUAAUCCCAGCACUUUUGGAGGCCCAGGAGUUUUGAGACCAGCCUGGUCAACAUAGUGUGAGUUCAUCUCUACUAAAAAUUUAAAAGUUAGUGGCCUUUGGAUGGAGCAACUUGGGUGGAGCUGGAGGCUGUUAUUCAAAGUGAAUAACCCAGGAAUGGAGAACCAAAUAUUGCAUGUUCUCAUAAGUGGGAGCUAAGCUAUGAGGAUGCAAACACAUAAGAAUGAUACCACGGACUUCAAGGACUCUGUGGGAAGGGUGGGAGGUGGGUGAGGGAUAAAAGACUACAUACUGGGUACACUGUACACUGCCCAGGUGACGAAUACACCAGAAUAUCAGAGAUCACCACUAAAGAACAUAUUCAUGUAACCAAAAACCAUAUGUACCUCAAAAACUAUUGAAAUGAAAAAAAAAUUUUUAAUUAAAAUUAGCCAGACAUGGUGGUGUACACCAUGCUACUCAAGAGGCUGAGGCAGGAGGAUCCCUUGAGCCCAGGAAUUCAAGACUGCAAGUGGGCUAUGAUUUCACUGCUGCACUCCAGCCUGGGAGACAGAGAGAGACCCUGUCUCUUAAAAAAAAAAAAAAAAAAAAGGAUUACAUUUUAUGCUUUUAGAGACUGAAGGAAUCUGAGAGAUCACUAAGUGUUAUAGAUGAGGGCAGCAAGACAUAAAGAAGCUGUAUGACUCGUGUAAGUCCCUCAGCUAUUUAGGAUAAGAAAUGGAAGUGGAACCCAGUGGCUUAUUAAGUCUUGGGUCCCCAGCCCACAAAGUCUCACCCAUUGGUUCUCAGUCCUGAUAGUGCAUCAGAUGCUUGUGCGCUUCUUCAGAAUAGCAUUUUACUGAGUCUGGAGUGAGAACCAGGUAUGUGCAUAUUUAAAUAUUUCCAUUUGAACACUGCAGAUCUGAUAAGUCACAAAAACUGACAGUUUAUGUAGCAUCUCAGGCUCCCUCCCCAGCUUUCUAUCUUUAUUUCCACCUCCCUAUCCCAAACACUAUCCCUCCAAGCCUGGCUUCCAUGCUUCCAGCUUUCCUACUUCAAUACUGCUUCACCAGAUGGAUUUUCCUAAACCACUUGUACUGUUAUGCCCCUCUCCUGUUCCAAAAUUUUCAGUGGCCAAACCCAAAGAUUCUCAGCUCCUGGGGCAUAGAAGUUGAGCUCUUGUUCAAAAGCUAAUUCCUGGGCUUGCUGUUAACAGUUCUGGUUUAGCAGAUCUAGGGCAAGUUCUGGGAAACUGCAAGCAUGGGACAGUGGAAAGGGGGUUAAUUCUCAUACAAAUGGUCCAAAAAUGAUACCAUAAGAACCACUGCUCCUGUACGAUAAAUGUUAAUCUUCUGACCAUAUUUAUUUGGAUUGAAUAACUCAGUGAUUAAGUUGUAUUUAUUUCUCUUUUCAUUUUACAGUCAAAAAAGUGAGCUAGAGUGUCUCAUGAGACUCUUCUACAGCUCGGUAGGAAGAGCUGGUGGAAGAUUUGGUAACAUUGGGCUAGAUCAUAACACAUUUCGAGGAAUCCCGUACAGUGUAUUUGGAAUGACUGAUGAUAUGUUGAUGAAUAGGGGUAAGAAGUCAUAAGAGACUAAAAAGAGCCAAUCUGAAACAGCAAACAUACACAAAUUCCAUUUUCAUGAAAGACUUUGAAUUUUUUUAACUCCAAACUAGAAGGCAUAAUUCCAGAAGUGUAGGCUGCAAACAUUACUGGUUUGAUUGUGAGGAUGGUUUUCAAUACAAACUCACUCAGAAUUUCAUAUCUCAUACCUGUACAGCUUUGAGAAAUAACCAGUAGGGCCAGGCACGCUGGCUAAUGCCAGUAAUCCCAGCACUUUGGGAGGCCAAGGCAAGUGGAUCACCUGAGGUCAGGAGUUAGAUCAGCCUGACCAACAUGGUGAAACCCUGUCUCUACCUAAAAUAAAAAAUGAGUGAGGCAUGGUGGCACAGGCCUGUAAUCCCAGCUACUUGGGAGGCUCAGGCAGGAGAAUUGCUUGAGCCUGGGAGGUGGAGGUUGCAGUGAGCCAAGAUUUUGCCAUUGCACUCCAGCCUGAGUGACAAGAGCAAAACUCCAUCUCAAAAAAAAAAAAAAAGAAAUAACCAAUAAUGAGCUAAGUAAGCUAGCAGUAUCUUUUUUUCUUUUCAGGCAGUCUCCUUCUGUUGCACAGGCUGGAGUGCAGUGGUGCAGUCUCAGCUCACUGCAACUUCCACCUCCCAGGUUCAAGCAAUUCUCAUGCCUCUACCUCUAGAGUAGCUGGGAUUACAGGGAUGUGCCCGACUAGUAAUAGAUUUUUAAGAUGUACAAUUUGGUAAGUUUUGACACAUGUAUAUACCUACUAAACCAUCACCACAAUCAAAAUAAUUAACAUAUUCAUCAUCUCAAAAAGAAUAAUGUUUUAACAUUUUUAUAGGAGAAUAAAAUUUCCAAUUAAAAAAUAUUGUGUUAUUUUAGUAAUUUACCUUUAGAUAUUGUGUAAACUCUUUAGAACAGAAUUUGUAACACUUUUUUUUAGAAUAAACAUUAUAACUUCU